Fragaria vesca subsp. vesca is the source of this 1695-nucleotide messenger RNA. Its product is annotated as cell division control protein 6 homolog. The transcript is spliced from 15 exons. The coding region runs from base 1 to 1695 and encodes 564 amino acids. Gene Ontology annotation, cellular component: nucleus. Gene Ontology annotation, biological process: DNA replication initiation; cell division; mitotic DNA replication checkpoint signaling. The record is from RefSeq and is a predicted model, not a curated record. Gene Ontology annotation, molecular function: DNA replication origin binding; ATP hydrolysis activity. Lineage: Eukaryota; Viridiplantae; Streptophyta; Magnoliopsida; Rosales; Rosaceae.
AUGCCUUCAAUCGCCGACCGCAGCGUCGAACAACUCGAGUCUAAGGGCGCGGGAUCCGCCGGAGACUCCACUCCCCCGAAACGGAGGUUGAGAUCUAACUCCUCGCCGAUGAAGCUCAGUCCGAUGAAGUGCAAGCGUGUCUCGGUCGUUUCCGUUGCGAAAUUGCGCGGCGUUGAGGCUGAAUUGGAGAGUAGACUCGAGGAGGUUGGAGGAUGCAGCGGUGAUUUGACUCCUCAGAAGCGGAAGUUGAGGUCCGAUUCGUCGUCGCCGAUGAAGCCCAGGCCGGUCUCGUCUCCGAUGAAGCCCAAAUCGGCUCGCCGGCGCCUAAAUUCGUGCACUAAUACUUCUGAAAAUGGAAUUGAGAAGUAUUUCAGUCAGAAAAAGCGUCAAGCCUUUGUUAAACCACCGGUUGUUGUCAAGCCGAAUUGGAAUCCCAGAGAUAAGGAGCAAAUGAGGAUAGUGAAGGAGGCAUUGCACUUGUCAACGGUUCCCUCUACUGUCACGUGCCGCGACGUGGAGCAGAAGAGGGUUCUGGAGUUCUGCAAGUCAUGCAUAGAGCAAGAGAAGGCUGGGAGUUUGUAUGUGUGCGGGUGUCCGGGGACUGGGAAAUCAUUGUCCAUGGAGAAAGUGAAACAGCUUUUGGUGAAUUGGGCAGGAGAGGGUGGAUUUCAGGAACCGGAUGUGUUGGAAUUGAACUGCACAUUGCUAACAAAAACUUCUGAUAUUUUCACCAAGAUACUCGCUAAACACCAACCUCAAAAGAAAGCUAAUGGCAUUACCUCCCUGCAACUUCUUCAGAAAUUAUAUUCUCAGAAGACUCAGUCAGAUGGGACUAAGAUGAUGUUGGUAAUAGCUGAUGAGUUGGAUUACUUAAUCACUAAAGACCGGGCAGUGCUCCAUGACCUUUUCAUGCUCACAACAUACCCAUUUUCAAGAUGCAUACUCCUAGGAGUAGCAAAUGCAAUUGAUCUAGCUGAUCGUUUUGUUCCAAAACUCCAGUCAUUAAAUUGUAAACCUAUGGUUAUAACCUUUCGGGCAUACUCUAAGGAUCAAAUUCUCAAGAUUCUUCAAGAGAGACUUGUGGCACUACCUUACACCGUUUUUCAACCACAUGCAUUGGAACUUUGUGCCAGAAAAGUUGCUGCUGCAUCUGGAGAUAUGAGGAAAGCUCUCUGUAUUUCCAGGAGUGCAAUUGAGAUGCUGGAAGCAGAGUUGAGAGAAUCUACUGACAAGUUAAAUUCAUCAACAGUAGAGAAUCCAUUCUCUGAGCAACAGACAGCUUCGGCUCUUUCUCUGGUGAAAAAACAGGAGACUGAUGUUGUGAGAAUUGAUCACAUGGCUGUUGCUUUGUCAAAGACAUUCAAGUCACCUGUAGUGGAUACCAUACAAUGUCUUCCUCAACAUCAGCAGAUUAUAAUGUGCUCUGCUGCAAAGCAUUUCCGUGGUGUGAAGAAAGACACAACAAUAGGAGAGUUAAAUAAAUCUUACUUGGACAUCUGUAAAUCGACACUAAUUCCACCGGUUGGAAGCUUUGAAUUUUCAAGCAUGUGCAAAGUGCUAAAUGACCAGGGGCUUCUCAAACUCAGUGGUCAAUCCCGAGAUAUAAAAUCCAAGAGAGUGACACUGAAUGUAGAUGAAGGGGACAUCACAUUUGCAUUGCAGGGAAUUCGGUUUUUUCGGACUUGUCUUGAGUAA